UGUGACGUCACAGCCAGAGCCGGGGGGAAGGUGGACGGACAGAAUGGCGACUCAGUGCCGGAUCUCCAAGUGCACGGCGGAAAAAAAAGGAUUCCGGCGGGAACUCGACUCAUGGCGGCACAAACUCAUCCACUGCGUCGGGUUUGAAAGUAUACUGGAGGGAAUAUAUGGACCAAGACUGCUGCAAGAUCUCAAUAUAUUUGAUGAGUGUGAACCAGAGGCUGUAGAUGAUUGGUCCAUGGAUGCAAACUGCUCCUUUUGCAACCUGCAGCUGGAAAAACUGAAUGACCAUCCUCCCACUGUGAUCGUGCCUGGGUCGCCACCCCCUGCUGAAACCCCCCCACCUCAGGGCCAGUCCUCCUCUGAAAAAUUCCAGUGCCAAGCAGACCGAUUCCUCCACGCUAUAUUUCACAAAAAGGAGUUCCCUCAGAGCUGCGAUUCAAGUAUACCAAUGGUGGCGCAGGACUUGAUGCGCAAGAUGAUUCGGCGGUUUGCCUUGGAUUAUGCAUGUAAAAGUCAGUCUCAUGAGGGACUGAUUGGCCUGAGUGACAACUCUAACCUUCUCCCUCAAGAAACAGAUCCUGAUGGGCCCCUGGACCUCACUAUCAGCCGGGCUUCCCAGGCCCUGCAGCAAGUAGAUGGAGUACUUGACCUCUCUAAGAAAAACACAUCUUCAGAAACAGCAUCUACACAGCAAAAAAUUUCAGGUUCCUUAGGGCCAAAUGAGGAGGACCAGUCCAGACUGGGGAAGGAGGACGGUUCUAAAGCUCCAGAGGUCUGGAGAGUCACUGUGUUGGAGAAAGUCAUGUCUUCGCUUUGUUCCCGCCAUAGAUUGCUGCUCUAUCACAUUCUAAUGGACAUGAAGGAAGACUACAACAUAUCUGAAUCUCUGCGGGAUGCUCAGAGACGACAGUUUAAGGCUGAACCCCUCUACUGCCAUGCUGACAAAAAAAUGCAUAAUGAAAUCCAAACAGUUACAUUAAGUGACUGCUCUGAAACUGCUGCCGUUUGUUGUAGAACAGCUUGUAGGGUUUCAACAUGUGUGUUUGCUCCUAUAUGUGUGUGUCUGAAGAACAUUCAUGGCCACUCCUGCCAGAACAUAGCCAUGGCAUGUGUUGGCAAAGUUAGCUGUUCUAACUCUACUGUUUGUUGUACAAAAAUAUCCCUGUGCCAGCAUCAGAAUGAUCACGCCUAUAUUGCUUAUCCAAGAGGUGUCCCAGUCAACUCCAAAAACGUUUUUAACUCUCAUAUUGGCGGUAAAGGAAGUCGUAGCCCCUCUCCACCACCACUCUCACCAAAGCCUGUGGACACUGAGUGCAAAAUGGCUGCAAAGACAAGCAUCUCCCACAUUCAGGACUGCAAGGGCCUGAAUAUGGCACCACCUCCACUCCUACCUCACAGAACAGAGUUUGAAGACACAGCUUUGCACUCUAACAUUCUUCGUUUGGGAUCUACUGAUGAACAUUGCAAGAAGGUUGUGACAUCUCAUUCACAAGCAGAGAAUGAGAAAGAGAAUGACCACCAGUGUGGAUCUUUAAUAGGAGACCUAAUGGAUCGAGUCACUGAAAAGCUCAAGAGUAUCCAACCAUCAGAGAGGGAACAGACUCUUUUUACCCAUGCCAAUCAAAUCUCCAAGACAAGUGAUGACACCCAUUUGACAGAGAUUAUAACAACUGUACUACACAAUAGUAGUGACACCGAUUACAACCUUAAUGAGCUUUUACAACAGCAUGUAGCCACAGAACAGAAAUCACCUCAGACACGUUUCCGUAGGAGAUUGGAAACUUUAGAGGCCAUGAGCAAGUCACCAGACCUUCCAUCAUCACGAAGACAAAGCUUACAAAUCAAAAGAGAUUUGGCCAGACUUAGUCCAUCAUAUUGCAGGAGGAAGAUAGGGUUUGAGAGAGAUAAGUGUCCAAAAAAUGUUAAACCUCCCCCCACACAUGCUCUUGUUGAUCAAUUUGAAUGCAGUAGGCUGGAGAGAGUAUCCAAGACGGUGGACACAAAGCCCCUAAAAGAUUCCUGUGACAAUCUGACAACUCACACACACAGUGAUGAGACACAGCAUAUUCAGGAGAACCAAGAAACCCAACCCCAACAUAUUGGUCUUAAAGAACUACUGCCUCGUGAUAAAAGGGCACAGUCACAAACUACUGGUUGUCACUGGAAGGCGAAAGCAAAUACCCAUGAAAAGAAAAGGCUAACUGUUCAAAUUGGAAGGUCCAGACGAAAUAUUGUUCCACCCCAGCGUUUCUCUUCUUACGUCACUGAACCACGAAAGAUGUAUUUUGCGGCCUGUUUUUCAGAAAGUAUAUUUAUCAAGCGUUCCCCUACGGACAGCACCUCAACAGCACUGUCAGAAGAAAGUGUCCGUGAUGAACAACCAUUCAUAAAUGAAGAUGAAAAACAAGACUGUGAUGUUCCACAGAACAUGGCUUUACUGAAAGAUGACAUUUCAUCCAAAGAAGAGCCACUUUGUGAGAAUGGCAAUGAUGGAAGGAAUCACCAUAAACUGAGUUCAAGAAAAAGGAAAACAGGCCAAAAUUCCUCAUUACCAUCAAAAAGAUCUAAACCUAAUAGAACAAACAGUCUAGACACUGACUCACACUGUCCUGCUGUAUCUGUGUCUAACUCUACAACCACUGAGAGUGUAAAACAUGCUAAAAAGAGCCCGUCUGGAUUGAAGUACAACAGUCCAAUAAAGCUUAUGUUUGUUUCCACUGUGAGAGGUGAAGAUGGUGUAAAAUAUACACUCAAAGCAGCCGCCUCUGGCUCAAAUUCACAUGGAGAGAUGUUUGAUCCAUGUGUAGAAUCGUCCUGGGCAGGCAGUGCAGUAGAUGAACGUGUGCAGGAUUCAGUCAUUGAUCCUGCUCCAGGGAAAACCAUUGAGCGUGGUGGGAACAAAUGCACCUCACCAAAAGAAGUGGCUUCACUUGAUGUAUUAUCGCCCAGUUGUUCAAACAGUGAAGGUGUGAACCAAGAAACAGUACCAACUGCACAUCAAACAACACCAGUAAAAAGGCGUCCUGGGCGCCCCAAAAAAUUAGGGCCACAAAUUGAGAAGUCUGUGAAACGUCCCAUUGGCAGACCUCCAAAACCAAAAAUGGUAGAUUCAGGUGCUUCAAGAGGUAAAACUGUGUCCAGUGUGGUGAAUCAUAAAACAUCAGAAAUGUCUUGUAAGGAUGAUGGAAACAAAAAUCUAAAGAUUACCAUAGUGUAUGGAAGAUCAAGAAGGGCAAGGAGGGUAGUUUCUGAGGAUUUGGGUCAUUUCCCAGCACACCAACAUGUUUAUGAAGUAUUUAAUAGUGGCAUGUACAGUAAGACAUGUUCUGGAAUAACAAGCAGUGAUGAUGAAAUGACCAAAGAUCAGCUAAAGGAUCUCAAUUUGUUUAUGCCUGUCAAAGAUAGGAAAUGCAAAGUCCAUUCCAGCAGCAACAUCAAAUGUCAAAGUGACACGGCAGCAUCAAGAAAACCAGGAAGACCUCCCAAGGUCAAGAUUUCUGGGAUUUCUGUCACAGUCACCACAGAAUCACCAAGGCAAAGAUACAUACACAUGAAAAGGGACACACAAGAUUCACAUCUGCACCGAAGGACACUUCUAGUUGAACUUGAACCUUCCAAAGAGCAGAAGACGAUCAGUAUUCCUACUGACAUUCACAAGGAUGAAGUGGAUGCACUGAAAGAACAUUGUCAGAAUCCUAGAAGGACACUUAUACCAGUGAGACAUUCCAUUAGAGAGCGGAAACCCUCCAUUCAUUUGCUCCACUCUGUUGCUACUGCCAGGUCCUGUGCGCUGGUCCGUAGGUCACAAACACUACUACUGAAUAAGGCUAGAUCGGAGGCCAGCCAUCCUACACGGAGCAGACAUGAGGAGCCACCAAACAAUGCACUUUCCACAAAGACCAAGAAUGUCAGCUGCAUGCAAGAUAUAGCCCGUUUUUCUGCUGUGUCAGUGGACACAAUUUUCUCAUCUACUGAAGGUUUUAGGUGGUGGCCUACCUCAGCAUCACCUGAGAUCUUAAAUGAAGAAUUAGCCAGGAGGAUCAGGCUGAUGUCCAAUACUUGGGUAUCGGAUGUCCUAGAGGCCAGCAAGUCAGUGGAGAUGAAAACCAGUCUUGAACCAAAAACCUGCGAGAGGCUUAGUAGUUCUGAGAGGAAGUCUGCCUCUGCCAUCAAAAUGCUCUUUGAGAAAAGCUAUAAUAUGGAGAAGCUCUGUAACUGGUUUAUGCAGACCACAGAAACUCAGUCCCUUGCGAUUGUAAAGAAGACGAGUGCAAGAAAUCCCAAGGAGGUCUUUCACUACAACUCCAGCAGACCUAAUUGCAAAGUGAAUAUUUGCCCAAGUCCACAGGCAGAGCGGCUCAGGAAACAUGUAAAAAAAUUUGCUAAAGUUGUCCCAAAGAGUCCAUCAAUGCACAAGCAAGCUCAAGAAAUGCUGUCCAUGGCAAGGAGGUCACAAGUCAAGAGAAAGCUCUUCAACAUAUCACCAUUUAAACUGAGGCAUAAUGUAGGGCAGCAGAUGUCUAGGUCUAAAGGCACAUGGGUUGCCUACAAAACAGCUUUGCUCAGAGUAAGGCUAAAGUUUAAAACCAGGCACAGGAAAGCAUUAAGAGCUGAGAAGGCACACAAAGUCUUUUGUGGCCAGAUGAGAACAAAGACUUCAGGUGCUCAGACUAUUGAAUUGUUAAACGAAAUGCCUAAUUUGGUAGAUAAAACACCCACACCAGCCAUGAAAGCGCAAAAUGCAUUAAAGCUUUUAGUUAAAAGCCCAGGUAUAGUCGAAGCUUCCCAAAAGAUUACAGAAGAAAAAAGUAUCAGCUCCAAAGCUUGGAGUCCUGAGUCCCUGAAAGAGUGCAGGGUGUUUCUAAAAAAGAUCAACUCCCCAAACACACAAUCAACGACGGAGGAAUGUAACAUUUGCACAGUAAAGCUCUAUGAUGUCUCUCCAGAGCAAGAGGAGACUGAGGGCAUUAUGAUGGGGCGGACACUAAAAUUUCCAGUACAGUUGCCCUUAUCCCCAAAAAGCCAGAGCAACAGAGGCAAAUGGAAAAGCUGCAGCACAAGAACAUCUCCCCCAAAAAUGCUCAGACAAUCAAGGAGCAGCAGGGGUGUUCUGGGAGCGAGGUGGUGUGACUUUGUGUUCGGAUCUUUGAAAUAAUUUGGGACCAGACUCCAAGACAUUCUCUUGAACUCAAAUACAAGGUGCCUUUUAACAGUGGCCUGUCUGAGUAUCACAAGCAUUACGACACGGGACCUCAGCAAGCAUCAUGUAGUAAAAAGAUUUGACACUUGUCAUUAUUUAGACACUCGUUGCACUAUUUAAAUCUACUUUGAUCUUUUGUUUGUGAAAUGAUUUUUUUCCCUUUUAAAAGCUCCCUCAUGUUAUUCUUGGUGCAGAUCAAGUGAAGGAAAGAUUGUUGCAAGGAGUAUCAAAGGUUACAUGAGGACUAUUCUGUUUGUCUAACCUGUGAUAUUGGAGUCUCAUAGCAGAGCUCAACCUGAGACAUAUAAGCCAAACAUAUGUUCAUUUCAAACAUUCAUCUACAUUUUACAGUAUCUUGUAAAAUAGCUCUUUAAAUGGGUUCUUUGCAAGUACUUUUUUUUUUUUUAAGGUAACAUGGCAAUCUUUUUGUUGGAAAAGUCCCUUGAUGAAAAAACUGCUUAAGCUAGUGUAAAUGGGUUUGCUGGUCUCUUGGCUGGUUUUGGACACUUUUCAGAUGUUCAGGUUUGGAGACCAGCUUGAAACAGGAAACCACCAUGUUUUCUUUUUUUUUCUUCAGUAGGGUGUAAUAGUUCUCUUAUGUGCUAUUAUUAAGUCAGUAAAAACAACUCAGUUCUGUUUACUGUCCAGUCAGACUGUACUCACAAAGCAUGAAGAAUAUAUUUUUAUUUGUGUGUGUGCGCAUCUCUGUAUCCAGUUAGUGUCCUCUUAACUUCCAUGGAAACCUUGCUUUUCUUAAACUUCUGUGAAUUUUGACUGUUUGCCAAAUUGUUAAUUCAAGCAUUAAUUUACAACCUGAUUUUUGUUUUUGCACUACCAAGCUCCAACUGUUACCCAUUUUAUUUUUACUGACAACUAUUAUGUAUAACGUCACUGUGGUGCAAUGUUUUAGUCUCUGAAAGCCAGACUUUUUUAAUUAAAAGCUUUUAGGGUGAUCUAGAGACAUAUGUUCCACUUAUAAUUUCUUGAAUAGAAGAUAUUUUGUGCAAACCUUAAUGUGUGAUCUAUUGCAGUAUGACACCUACCUCCUGAUAUCUACUGGUAAGGCACGGUGGUCUCAGCCUAAACUGGUAUUGAUUACCCUAGUGGUGUAACUGUGUGGUUAGCCAGGUCAAUCAACUCGGCCUCUACCAAGAGCAUUUAAACUAGUUAUACUGCCUGUGCAUGUUUAGUUUGCUCCAAUUUAUUUAUUUCAAUACUGCAUUGCUAGCCUUUGUUUCCAACUGCUGUUGGUGUUAUUAGUCUAUGACCCUGUCCUUUCCCCCUUGUAACAAGACUGGUUUACGUCUGUGCAAUAAAAAGCUUAGUUGAUGCUACACUUUUAAACAA
Molecule: messenger RNA, 6550 nt
Organism: Myxocyprinus asiaticus (Chinese sucker)
Lineage: Eukaryota; Metazoa; Chordata; Actinopteri; Cypriniformes; Catostomidae
Gene: lcorl
Product: ligand dependent nuclear receptor corepressor-like
Exons: 8
Coding region: 44-5158 (1704 amino acids)
Biological process (GO): regulation of transcription by RNA polymerase II
Cellular component (GO): nucleus
Molecular function (GO): DNA binding
Source: RefSeq, a predicted model, not a curated record